This is a messenger RNA of Ichthyophthirius multifiliis, 393 nucleotides long. RefSeq lists its product as hypothetical. The record is from RefSeq and is a predicted model, not a curated record. The transcript has a single exon. The annotation marks the transcript as partial. Lineage: Eukaryota; Ciliophora; Oligohymenophorea; Hymenostomatida.
AUGUAAUAAAAUCAUACAUAAAUAUUAUUUGAUAUUCUCAUAAACGAAGUAUGUGUUUGCAAACAAAUUGAACAACACCAACAUAACUUAAAAAACCAGAGCGAUUUUAAUCCUGAAACUUCAUUUUAGGCAUUAAAACGUUUGAAUAACCCUCAAAUUUAAAUGAAUGACUUAAACGGAGAUAUACGAUAUGAAUCAUUAUAGUAUUUUUAUAAUUUAUAUAAUGAGAAAAUAUCCUAAUAUGAAUCAUAGGCAAUAAUAUAAAGAUAUAAUUAAGUAUCUAAUUUAUUAGACUAUGAUACGUUUUUGAAAAUUUUGAAUAUAAAUCCAUCCAGUAUUAGAAGAAGGAAUUAAAUUUUUUAACAUUAACAAUAAUAAAAUGUAUAAUAAGAA